AAAUCUGUGCAAAAUACAAGUUCUUCUCGAUUGUUGUCGUCUACCGCUGUGAUAUGCGUUUCUUCCCAUCCUUUUCGUUGGUUGUUCCGAGUAGCCGAGUGAAGAUCGUCGGAAACCAGUUGCUGACUCGGAUGGGCUGUCCGAUGAACGGUUAGUGAAGCAAACGCCCGAACAAGACAUAGAGAGACAGAUUCGAGCGAAGACGUCCACUAACAGUUCCCGUUCGAUAUCAACCACUUCAUCGCUUGGACGGGAUCUCGGCGAUCAGUUUCUGUCGUAACAUUCUUGAAGUGACUCGAGUUUUUAUCGAGCCUCUUUCGAAGAGAUUUGCUCGGCUAUGGUGGUUUAAAGUGAUCUUCUUAUCGUAGAGAAUCAACGCAGCAGCUUGAAACGUGAAUAUGCUGCUCAAGUGUAAUUCGUGCAUGCUAAUUAGUGUUGCAUUGAUUGUUGGAAUAUGUGGUUCCGUUACUGCGGGUCGUGGAGAAAAUAGGCGAACACAUCACGAUAAUGAUGAUGAUGAAUUUCGGCCACAAAAUGCAAGGUAUGAUCGUGGACGGGGUUAUGGAACAACGCAAGGCCAAGUGAUCCCCCAAGCAGGACUGUUAGGCGUAAAUCUAUUUCAAAAGGUUGCAAUGGACACGGCGAAUAUUUUCCAAUCCGUUAAUCAACAAAUUGGGGCCACCUUCAAUCAGUUAGCCCAACCAUAUGGCGUAGGACAGCCAUUGUUCAGUGUUGGGUUUGGAGUGAAUAAUGGUUAUGGAAACGCGUAUGGUCAACCACAAGUGCCUGGACGUCCAGGACAACCUUAUGGAUAUCCACCUCCGCCUCACGGACCACCACCACCGCACGGACCACCUCCACCACAUGGUCCACCACCGCCGCCGUAUGGACGCCCACCACCGCAUGGAGGUUACCAACCAAAUAAUCAUGAGCACCAUCACGAACACGGUCACCAUGGUCAAAAUCAAAGACCAGGAUAUGCCAACGGCUAUGAUCAUGGUCAUUAUCCAGGAAACGGAUAUGGACAAGGAAACCAUGGUCAAGGUGGAAAUCAUGGUCAAGGCGGAAGCCAUGGUCAAGGAAACACCGGCGGACACGAUCGGCCACAACAAGGACAAGGUCAAUUCCCUCAAUAUCCACCAAAAAACACAGGUCCUGGAAAUGGUGUCACAAAUGCAGGACCAAUACCUUCGUCCACGCCUGUUCCUCCCCCUCCGCCACCACCAGCUCCAGCUCCACCUCCACCAACAGUGCCAAUUCAACCUGCAGUACCUGUUCCGCUCCCACCACCACCUCCUCCAAAGCCAGCUCCGGUAGCUCCAACACCGGCCCCAGCUCCAUCCACCACCACUACAGAGGACAUCGAGGACGUAACAUAUGACAUCGAUAUUAGGGGUGAAUUUGAUACAAACCAGAAUAGAAAAAGACGUCAGCUUAUUCCCAAUCUUUUCAACUCAAUUGGGAACAUUGUUCAAACCGGAGUCAACCUAGUAAACCCAGCCGGUAACCAACGACCCAGUCAGACACCAUUAUUUCCUACAUUUAGUUUCGGACAAAGCCCAAUCUUUGGGCAACCCACUAGUCCACAAUACCAACCAGCUCAACCAGCACAAUCCAACGGAUUUCAAACGCAGCCUGUUACUCAGGCACCAUUCAAACCUGCUCCCUCAACAUUGGGUCCUAGCACACAACCCAGCGUUCCUCAAACACCACCCCCAGCUCCUCCAACGAAUGCUCCACACACGCAAGCUUCUCCACUAGCACCUGCAAUCCCCAGCAACGGAGAACAGCUUCCCGAACUCAACCUGCAGAAUCUCGGCGGCACUGAUUUUACUUGGACUCAGGAAAACAUAGGCGCCCAUCGGAUUCGUCGAGACACCGAUGCCAUCUUCUUCCCGGAUGACGAUAUCUUCGAACGUCCUCUACCAAUUGCUCCCAAGCCGAUCAUUAACCCAGUCGUCAAACAACCUUUCACCGAAUCCCAAGCUGGCAGCCAGUCCCAAUCACAGAACAGCUUCGGAGGUUUCGAUCAAAGUAGCGGUUCCCAAUCGCAAUCGCAGUCCGUACAAAACGAACUUGGUCUGUUCAACCAAAACGCAGCCGGAAGUACUUCCGGCAACAUCGCAACCGAUGGAUCUUCCGGGCAACUAAGCGCCGCCAACACGAUGCAACAAAACUUCCAGACAGCCGACUCCUCCGGAAGCAAGAACUCAGCCCAAAGCCAGUCGGCCAACUUUGACAAAAACGGAAACCUUGCUCUAACAUCAUCCAACGCCAACACGAACUCGAUCCGCGAGAAAGACCGUUUCAAGGAACAGUCCAAUUCAGGAUCUUCCUCCACCUUACAAAAUCAAUUCGGUACAGCGUCAAACAAUGCGCAAAGCAACUCGGAGACGUUCUUCGAGAAUGGACUUCAAGGCAACAAAAACUCCGCCUCCAGUCAGUCACUGCAGACCAACAAGGACGGUUCCGUAUCGGGAUCGAGCUCGAACACGUUGAGCAAUACGUUCACCGGUCCCAAUGGGGAACAGGGAAGUUCUUCGUCCAGUCAGUCAUCGAGCUUCAACCAGGGAUUCCCCGGUAAGGGUGGAAAGGGAAAUGCAUCUUCCAGUGCAUCAUCAUCGGCGUCAUCCAGCUCCGGCAAUGGGGGAUCUUUUAGCAUAAGCGGGUCGUUUUCGGGUGUUCCCCCGUUUCAGGCAUUUCCCAAUUUUUUCAAACAACUGAAGGGAAAGUGAACCGCUGAGCGGGUGUUUGAGAAGAUAAGACAAAUAAAUUAUAUUUAUACAAUAA
Aedes aegypti (yellow fever mosquito) is the source of this 2790-nucleotide messenger RNA. Its product is annotated as trithorax group protein osa. The transcript is spliced from 2 exons. Bases 399 to 2735 code for a protein of 778 amino acids. The record is from RefSeq and is a predicted model, not a curated record. NCBI's taxonomy places the organism in Eukaryota, Metazoa, Arthropoda, Insecta, Diptera, Culicidae.